Didymodactylos carnosus is the source of this 744-nucleotide messenger RNA. NCBI's taxonomy places the organism in Eukaryota, Metazoa, Rotifera, Eurotatoria, Philodinida, Philodinidae. The record is from the annotation of a GenBank genome assembly.
GGAAAAAGCACCAAGAGAUCAAGAUCUUGAUUCUUGAAGUUUCACUAGGGGCGUUGUUAACAAAAAAGUUUUUAGUGAUUAAAAAUGAGAUUGACUGCACUAGUAAAGUGCGUUCUAAAUUUAACUAAUUCGAUAACACAAAUUUUAAUAAUACGUAGCAGAUGUCGACUAAAAUCUACCUGUCCUUCAUUCGCUUUUGAAGAUGAACGAUCUCUCCUCUCGUGGUUAACAGGGUGCUAACGUAGUCUACAUAUGACAGUCUUGGAAAACUGUCAUUCAUUCAUUCCUUUAGCAGCCAUUGCUUCGAACAGAAGGCUAGACUAACACAGAGUUCUUUGAAGUUUCCAUAUACACUUACUAUCCACGUACUAGCUCAUUCUGAAAAGUUCCAGGAACUAACUGGAGAAACUGUGUUGCUCAUCACAACGUGUUAAAUAUGCUAUCAUACGCGGGAUCCGAGUCACGUAGAUGUGAGUAACUUGUCCAAAAUUAUUAGAUGAGUUAGCAUAGCUUCGAACAUUGUACCUUUGAAGUACGAGCCGAAUGACAUAAUAAUUAAGCCACGAUGGUUCUCUUUAGAAAUGUUUACCUGAUUUAGCUUUAGAUGUACCAGUAGCUGUUUUCUUUUUCUUUGGAGAUUUUGAACGUGAUUUUGAUGGUGAUGCUGAACGUUUCUUUGUACCUGUCGAGGACGUUGAUGAUUUUGGUUUUUUCGUUGCACUAGUUGUUGUUGAAGAUUUCUAA